UUGUAGCUUCCUAUAUUGUAACCUUAUGGGUAUAACAUCUUUACUAUUAUAUAAAUAAAGGGUCACAGAGAUGGUGAGAACUGAGGCACUGUGUUGAUCUGAACUGCAUCUUCUGGAGAUACUUUAUUGAUGAUUCAUCUUCUGAAUUCUCUUUCUCAGCUAUCAAUAUUCUGCAGCAGGAUGGGCUCUCACUCUUGAUUCCUCUUCUUCAUUUUCCUCUUCUAAGAGUUCUGCCAUCCGCCACAGCAACAAAAGCCACGUCAGCACCAUGUUCCCAACCUUGGGAGGGUUUUCUGCCACCGAUCCAUCCAUGUCGUCAGAUCAUAACAAUCGAGCGGUUGUGGGCGAAGUCGACUUCUUCAACACCUCAUCAUCCUCAUCCGUUAAGAACCAGACUUGUACUCAUGGAAGCCUUUCCGAGUUUAAUCUCCACGUAAAUACUGGUCUGCAACUCCUUACUGCCAACAGUAAAAGCGAUCAAUCUACGGUGGAUGAUGGGGUUUCAUCAGACACUGAAGAUAAGCGCCCAAAAACCACCCAGCUGGUACAAGUGCAAGAAGAACUCCAACGUGUGAAUUCAGAGAACCAAAAGCUAAAGGAGACGCUCAACCAUAUGAGAAGUAGCUACAUGAAUUUGCAAAUGCAAGUUGCCGCAUUAAUGCAACACCAACAGAAACAGCAAGUUUCCGAGACCACCACAGAAAAUCAUGAGGUAGGAAAAGUAAAAGGUGAUGAUGAGAAAAAGGAAGGGCGUAGUAGUGGAGGUGGAGGAAUGAUACCAAGACAGUUGCUUGAUUUAGUUGCAAGUGGCACAGCCGAAGUAGACGAUCAAGUAUCUAAUUCUUCUUCAGAAGAAAGAACUCGAUCCAGCACACCUCAAAACCAUAAAAACAGCAAUGGCAAAAUGGAGAAUACUGGAGAGGAUUUAGAAUCAUCACAACAAGGUUGGGAUAAUCCCAACAAGUUUCAGAGACUGAACCCUGCCACAGAUCAAUCCACUGCAGAAGCCACCAUGCGAAAAGCUCGUGUCUCUGUCCGCGCCCGAUCAGAAGCCCCUAUGAUCAGCGACGGGUGCCAAUGGCGAAAAUAUGGACAAAAGAUGGCUAAGGGAAACCCUUGUCCUCGAGCAUAUUACAGAUGCACCAUGGCAGUUGGUUGCCCAGUUCGGAAACAAGUUCAACGUUGUGCGGAGGAUAGAACAAUAUUGAUAACGACAUACGAAGGGACGCACAACCACCCACUGCCGCCUGCUGCGAUGGCGAUGGCGUCCACAACGGCGGCGGCGGCUAGCAUGCUUCUCUCUGGAUCAAUGUCAAGCGCUGACGGAAUAAUGAACUCGAGCAUGAUGGCCAGAGCGAUUCUUCCGUCUUCAAGCAUGGCAACGCUAUCAGCAUCAGCACCAUUCCCAACCGUCACACUCGACCUCACGCACCAACCGAACGCGUUGCCUUUGCAGUACCACCAACGGCAACAACAACAACAUCCUCACGCGCAAUUGCCGCAAGUGAUUGCACAAGCGCUCUAUAACCAAUCCAAAUUCUCUGGCCUUCAAUUGUCUCAAGAUGUUGGUUCUUCCCAAGCUUCAAGGCUACCGUCGUUGCACCCUAACCAAAAUAAUCCCUUGCUCGCCGACAAGGUCAACGCCAUCACCAACGAUCCUAACUUCACGGCGGUCGUCGCAGCCGCCAUUUCCUCCAUCAUCGGUGGGGCUCAUCAAAAUAACAACGCCAACAACUCCGACGCAAAUCCCAAUAUCAUCAACAGUGCUACAGUCGGCAGCUUUUCAGGAAAUUAGAGUAUUAAAUUUCUUUCUACAUACCUUUUCAAAUUUUUUGGUCAGACGUUUUACUUCUUUUUUUUUUUGGUUUAAAUGUUUUACGUGGGAAAGGGAAAAUGAAUUAAUUAGUGUUCAUAGACUUUGUUGUCCACGUUAUGGUGGUAGGGUUUAGAACAUAAAAAGUCUUCAUUCUUUGUUUAUUUAUUUGAUCUUGAAUAAUUCGGAUUCAACAUGUUCAGAGUAAAUAGACAUGCAAAGAAAAAAUGUAAUGUAAACAUCAUAUCUUUAAAUUAUCGGUUUCAUAUUUUAA
Messenger RNA from Arachis duranensis, 2087 nucleotides. Its product is annotated as WRKY transcription factor 6. The coding region runs from base 269 to 1795 and encodes 508 amino acids. The transcript is spliced from 7 exons. Lineage: Eukaryota; Viridiplantae; Streptophyta; Magnoliopsida; Fabales; Fabaceae. Gene Ontology annotation, molecular function: sequence-specific DNA binding; DNA-binding transcription factor activity. Gene Ontology annotation, biological process: regulation of DNA-templated transcription. The record is from RefSeq and is a predicted model, not a curated record.